AUGGCAAAGCCACAGCUUCCCAAAGCCCAGGAGCUGGGAGCCGGGCUGCUGGCACCACUCAUCUGCGGGGCGAAGGCAGAAGCCGGGGCGCAGGGUUCCCCGGCCCCGCUGAGAAGCUGCGGGACCCGGCCCUUGGCUGAGCACCAUGGGCCGUUGCGCGUCGUGGGCGGCAGCGAUGCCUCCCCGGGAGCCUGGCCCUGGAUCGUCAGCAUCCAGCAUCCCUGGGCAGUGGGCAGCGGGCACAUCUGCGGAGGCUCCCUCAUCCAUCCCCGGUGGGUCCUCACCGCAGGACACUGCUUUGACAAGUACAGGAACGUCCCGACGUGGCGCAUGGUGAUCGGGGCCACCCGGCUGUCUGCGCUGGGCCCCGAGGCCCAAGUGCGCAAGAGCAAGCGGCUGCUGAUCCACGAGAGCUACCGCAGCGACACCUCUGAGAACGACAUCGCCCUGCUGGAGCUGGACGAGCCCGUGCAGUGCAGCGACUACGUGCAGCUGGCCUGUGUGACUCACUUCUCCGACGUGGUGGUGUCGCAGCUCACAGACUGCCGCGUCGCUGGCUGGGGCUACACCACGGAAGGCUCUGCAGAAAUAUCCGACGUGCUGCAGGAGGCCAAGGUCCACCUCAUCAAUGUCAAGCUCUGCAACAGCAGAGAGUGGUACGGAGGGGCCGUGCACAGCUACAACCUGUGUGCUGGCUACCCGCGGGGCGGCAUCGACACCUGCCAGGGUGACAGCGGGGGCCCGCUUGUCUGCAGAGCUCCACACGACAACUUCUUCUGGCUCGUGGGCCUGACCAGCUGGGGGAAAGGCUGUGCCAGACCAAAGCAGCCUGGGGUCUACACCUCCACCCAGCACUUCUUCAACUGGCCGGGCGGAAGCGGGAAAACGCGCGCUCGGCACAAAAUGGCGGCCGCCUCUGUCCUCACCCAACAUGGCGGCGCCCUCACAGCACCCGCCCCCUUCACCGUUGAAAGUCCGGGUUGCUUCUGGGUUCCUAUGGAAGGAUGUGAGCCUUACAGAGUCGAUGAAAUAGAAUAUAAAAACCUGACUGCUGCAAUGAAUCAGCUCUACCACACACCUUACAAAGAUGUGGAUGAGGUAAAACCAGUCACGGUAGAAGAAGGACAGUGGAGAGCACAAGUGCUGGUGUAG
This is a messenger RNA of Colius striatus (speckled mousebird), 1152 nucleotides long. RefSeq names its product acrosin-like. The transcript has 8 exons. The coding region runs from base 1 to 1152 and encodes 383 amino acids. Lineage: Eukaryota; Metazoa; Chordata; Aves; Coliiformes; Coliidae. Gene Ontology annotation, molecular function: serine-type endopeptidase activity. Gene Ontology annotation, biological process: proteolysis; acrosome reaction. The record is from RefSeq and is a predicted model, not a curated record.